This is a messenger RNA of Dreissena polymorpha, 1136 nucleotides long. RefSeq lists its product as uncharacterized. NCBI's taxonomy places the organism in Eukaryota, Metazoa, Mollusca, Bivalvia, Myida, Dreissenidae. The transcript is spliced from 9 exons. Bases 120 to 1136 code for a protein of 338 amino acids. The record is from RefSeq and is a predicted model, not a curated record. Gene Ontology annotation, molecular function: protein binding.
UAUUUUACAUUACACUAUAUUCUUUAUUUAUUGCUAUAAUCAUAUUUUACAUUACACUAUUUUCUAUAUUUAUUACUUGUAGCAUUGAUGCAACCCAUGAUAUAUUCACACAAGGCCGCAUGAUAAAUGAUGCAGAAAAUGGGGACAUUUUGCAAAACUGCAUUAUGAAAAUAGUGCCGGUCGAUGAUAGUCCCCGACUAUGUAUAUUCGCAACCCGUUUGAUAGCCAAGGGUGAAGAGUUACGAUAUGACUAUGGGGUGACAAAUCUGCCUUGGAGAAAGAAAAACAAACAGAAAUUGCAAGGUUCACAACAGUCAGGUGAUGAACCGAAUUCCGAAGGCCUCGAUGUGAAGAAGGGAUCCUCUACUGGUUCACAACAGUCAGGUGAUGAACCGAAUUCCGAAGGCCUAGAUGUGAAGAAGGGCUCCUCUUCUGAUACAACACAAACAGGCAAUGAACUUGAGUCCGAAGACUUUGAAAUGAAGCAACUCACUGAUACCGAAAACAGUAUUUCAACCCCUAAGAAUUCCAACAAACGACAGUCAACUAGCAUGCUAGAGACUCAGGUCAAUAAAAUGCCACGAAUAUUGAAAUCUCCGCAAAACGUUGGGGAAACUCGUUUGUCCGUGGCUAAGAACCUUGCUGAAGAAGUCAGUGAGGAAGACGUCUCAUCGUCAAGACGCAGUGCAAGGGCAGUGGUUCCUAACAGCCGAUGCAAGGACAUUGUGGACCUUACAACAACGGCAGUUGGGAAACAGAUGCCAGGUCCAGGGGAUAUUGUCACGAUUAUAGCUGGCAUGGAUGAUGUUCUUACUCCAGUGUCUAAGGUUCAGGACCCAGAGAGCAGCAAUCCAGAGGGCAAGGACGUGAAUAAGGCUGCUGGUUUCCAUGGUUACGUAAAGCAUACUAGUAAGUCUGGCGGCCAAGAACUGGUGGAGAUUCUCCAUGAUGUCUUCCUGAAGGAAGUCUACGAAGAUGGAUACACAUUGGACCCAGAGACAGAGUCAAAGGUUGCGCUCACCAAUAAUGAUGCAAAUGCAUACACAUCUUACGCCAGCAACGUUUGCAAAGAAGAUGACGUUGGAUUAGGGAAAACACUGUCGAAGGGCCAGACUAAAGUUAAAGGUAAUUAUUGA